Messenger RNA from Aspergillus lentulus, 2325 nucleotides. RefSeq names its product BOD1/SHG1 domain-containing protein. The record is from RefSeq and is a predicted model, not a curated record. NCBI's taxonomy places the organism in Eukaryota, Fungi, Ascomycota, Eurotiomycetes, Eurotiales, Aspergillaceae.
AUGAUGGCUGGUCCAGAUGAGAUGUCAGAUGUCCAACCCACUGGUGUCAAACGGCCCUUGCUCGAUGUUGAAAGUCUACAGCGGAAGAAGUUCAAGACGGAAGAGCUGCCAUUGACCGCGGCGCAACACACUGCGAUUGAGGACCUACUGCAUGCUUUUAAGAAGAAAGGAGGUUUUGAUAACGUGCGCAAGAAAAUCUGGGCUGAAUUUCAUGACGGAGAAGCAAGAGCCGAGUUUACGAAGCUAUUGAUUGAAUUAGCAGAAUCGGAAAUAGAACGCGAACCGGAGCUACUAUCCCGUGAACGAGGAAAAGCCGCGACCCUGAUAGAGGGUGCAGUCGAUCGGAGCGACGUCUACAAGAAAGCCGAAAAGCUUAUUGAUGCGCUGGCCUCAAAUCACCUGGAGUUCAUCUUAAAUUCUGUCAGGGACAUUCGCCGUCAGCAAGUCGGAGACGAGCUCGCUGCGAAAGAGGAGCAAGCCGGCAAUAAAACAGAUGAGGAUUUCGCUGCGGAGAUAAGAGCUAAACGUGAGAUACGCGAACGAGAAUGGCAGGAGACGGUGCGCAAACAGAGAGAACUUGAAGAGCAAGAAGCUCGUCGAAAGGCCGAAGAGGAACGCAAGAAGCGCGAGGUCGAACGCCAAAAGGAGGAGGAAGAAAGGGCAAGACGGAAAGAGCGCGAGGAGCAGCGACGUGCAGAGCGUGAGCGUCAGCGGGACGAGGAACGGCGACUUGAAGAGCAACGAGAAAAGGAACGUCAGGAAAGAUAUGAGCGCCGGAGACGGGAAGAGCGCGAAAGAUACCGUGACUGGGAUCGAUCUAGGGACCGUGAUCGCAGUCGAACCAGGGACAAAGAUAGGGACAGAGACAGGGAUCGAGAGCGCGACCGUGACCGCGCUCGCUCAAUAGGCUACCGAUCACCGCGAUAUCGCGAUUCGAGGAGAGAAAAGUCCGCUACUCCGAAGGAGCCAACGCAGGCGCCUCCGCCGCCUCCACCGCCUCCUGUUGCCGUGGAUGAUAAGUCGCUGGAAGAGGCCGCUCUCCAACUGCUGCUUAAAGAAGGCGAGGAACUUGCCGCUAAGGCGCGCCAGAAACCGGAAUUUGAUUUUGAAGAAGCUGAGGCUAUCGAGAACGGCCUCAAGCCCCCGCCGACUAAACCAAAAGGCGCAACAGAAUCGAGGUAUUCCAUUACUCCAUUGAAGUCCGCAAACGUGACGGCAGCCGGGAGCGCAGCCGCUCACGGAGAAGAUACACGCCUCGCUUUGAUGAUGAUCGUCGACGGGAACGAUCCCGUGAUGCUUCUAGUCGCCCGCGUGAUCGUAACCCUGAUGAUAGAGUUGCCAUACGGGAUUUCAGAGCUAACCGAUAUGGCGACCGUAGCUACCGCCCUAACCGCAGAAGUAGGAGCAGGUCAACUGGUCGUGGUUAUGACCGGGACAGGGACCGCAGCAGGGGUCGAGAUCGCAGUGCUGAACGCGAGAAAGAUCGAGCUCGAGAUCGCUCGCGCCCAACGGAUGAACGGGAACGAGAUCGUGAUCUUCGCACUCGUGAUCGCAGCAGAGAUCGAGAUCGGGAGAGAGACAGGGAUAGAGAGCGUGACAGGGACAGGGACCGGGACCGGGACCGGGACCGAGAUCGGGAUCAUCGACGUCGCAGUUACUAUUCUCGGUCUCGUUCACGACCUCGACGCGGACGAUCGCGCUCUGCCUCCCGCGCUAGAGAUCGAAACCAAGAUCGGACUCGAGACCGAGAUAGAGAGCGAAAUCGUGAUCAAGAACAGCAACGAGAUGGAGACAAAGAACAAGACCGAGGCCAGGUCCGAGAAGGAGACCGUAACGGUGACCGGGGAAGAUCCAAGUCCCGCGUUCCGAAUCCCUCUCGAAAGCCAUCUCGCUCACGACGGCGUUCCCCCAGCACUCUUGACAUCGACCGCUAUGUGCCCCCAACGAGCCAUCGGAGCAGAUCCCCUCGAAGGCGGGUCCGAUCUCCAGAUCGCCCAGAGCGAGAUGAUCGUCGAGGGUUCGUGGAGAUUGAUCGGUACAUACCCGGCAGCGAGCGAGAACGUGAAAAGGCUCGAGACGGAGAGAAAGACAAAGAUAAAUCUAAAGAAAAGGAAAAUGAAGAAAGGAAAGAUAAAGGCGCGGAGCUUCCUGAUCGCGGAGCGGAUGACCGCGGGGUACGGAAACUUAGCACCGUUCAAAGGAGAAGCAGGAGUCGUUAGAUACUCAUCCCUUUCCGUCCAGCGUGAUGAUCUAUCGAGAGCAUCUCCUCUGUAUUUCAUCCUAUAUCAUGUAUACUACGCUACCUUCUGGUCCUCUAUUGAUUAA